AUUUGUGCGUCUUUAAGCAGUGCAGCAAGCAGUUUUUAUUAUUAUUAAUUUUAGGAAGAGGCUUUAUUUUAUUUACCAAUGGCGGCAUCAAUGGACUUGGAUAUCACUGCCAAUCCGCUUCCCAGCAAUGAAGAAGAUCCUUUGGCUGAGGAGCGCCUUGGGUUUGUGCGGGAAGUGGGCGCUCAGGCUGUUUGGAGCCUGUCCUCCUGCAAGCCGGGUUUCGGCGUGGAACGUCUGCGAGAUAACAUUAUGGACACCUACUGGCAGUCAGAUGGACAGCUGCCCCACUUGGUCAACAUUCAGUUUCAUAAGCGCACCAACAUAAGCCAAAUUUACAUAUACACGGACUACAAACUGGACGAAAGUUACACUCCAUCCAGGAUCUCCAUCCGUUCCGGUACCAACUUUAACGAUUUGCAGGAGCUGCAGGUAAUGGACCUCACCGAGCCCACCGGCUGGGUGCAGAUACCCAUUAAGGAUGGGAACGUCAAGUCCAUUCGCACCUUCAUGCUGCAGAUCGCUGUGAUCUCUAACCAUCAGAACGGGCGGGACACCCACAUGCGUCAAAUCCGCAUCCAUGCGCCCGUCGAGGGUAAGCAUUAUCCUCUGGAGCUGUUCGGGAAGUUUGGAACCGUUGAUUUUCAGAAGUUCGCCACAAUUCGAUAGAAAAUACACGGGCUUAUUCGAAGUCUUUUAUUUUUGUGUAUUUUCGGGGGGUAUUUAACUGCUAAAAUACAACAUUUAAAACAUUACUUUAGUAAUUGUAUGCAUAUUUUUGGUGUUUCUAAUUAAAUGCCCGUCACUUGUAUAUAUAAAUCGGUUGCAAAUAAAUAUAUAUCGUCGUCUAA
Molecule: messenger RNA, 848 nt
Organism: Drosophila ficusphila
Lineage: Eukaryota; Metazoa; Arthropoda; Insecta; Diptera; Drosophilidae
Gene: APC10
Product: anaphase-promoting complex subunit 10
Exons: 2
Coding region: 79-666 (195 amino acids)
Biological process (GO): protein K11-linked ubiquitination; anaphase-promoting complex-dependent catabolic process
Cellular component (GO): anaphase-promoting complex
Source: RefSeq, a predicted model, not a curated record